CCUUGCCACAUAUAUCCCUAUGAAAAAUAUAAGUAUUUUUUCCACCCCAUCAGCAGCAAUAGGUGCAACGCGGUUUCGACAUUUCAUUUCUGAUGAGGAGUAAACUUAUUUUCGCGUCCUCACAGGUUGCACUAAUUUAGGAUGAAACUUUAGAGCAACUGAUUCCGUGAAGUUGUUGUUGUGCAAGACGGAGCAGCGGCGGUGAUGGUGGCGUGAGGCGUGAGCUCGGGGCAGGCGUGGCCCAGCUCCCGGCUCCUCCUCCACCGCCCCGGGUCCCGGGUCCACGGCUCCCCGAGUCGCCCCCUUGGUUCGGGGUCUCGGCUCUGGGGGUCCCGAGGUCGUGACUGCCGCCCCGACGUUCGCGCGGCCCCUGGGCCGAGAGGCGGCCUCCUCGGGGUCCGGGGCCAGCGGGAGGGCGGGCGGGGAGGCUGCUUCGGCAUCGACAUCGCCCGGCAGCGCUUCUAUCCGAGCGCCGAGGCCGCGGCCUCGUCACGGGCACCAUGAGCGGCGUCCACAAUGAGAAUGAGCGGCAGGCCCUGCUGGACCGGUUGCUGGACGCCGUGAAGCAGUGCCAAAUACGCUUCGGAGGGAAGAAGGAAAUUGCCUUCGACUCAGACAGCAGGGUGACGUGCCUGUGUGCCCAGUUUGAGGCGGUUCUGCAGCACGGCCUGCGGAGGGGCAGCCGUGGCCUGGCACUCACGGCCGCUGCUCUCAAGCAGGUCACGGGCAUCGGCGGCAAGAUCGAGCCCGAGCCGGUGUUCUGGCACUUUGUGCGCGAGCAGCUGGGCCGGCACGAGCUGCAGCGCUACCUGACACUGCGUGCCAUUGGCACGGACGCCGGGAGGGGCCGCGCGUGGCUCCGCUCGGCGCUCAACGAGCACUCGCUCGAGCGCCACCUGCACACUCUGCUCGCCGAGCGCCAGCGCAUCAGCCAAUUUUACGAAGACUGGGCCUUCCUCCUCGACGAUGAGCGGUCGAGCAUGCUGCCCGUCAUGUCAGCAGGCCUCAACUCCAUUGUGUUUGCGAUCAACAUCGACAACGAGGACCUGAACGGCGGCCUGGGGGUGUCGCGGGGUGCGCCCACGAUGUCGGGCCUCCUGCGGGAGUCGACGCAGAGCGUUACCUCCCUCCUCAGAGACUCGUCGCUCACACACGGUGUGAGCAGCCUGCUGCGUGAGAUCUCCGGUCCCGGGGGUCCCCGCACGUCCGGGGGGGCAGCUGUCGUGCCCGUGGCCUCCGCGCGGGACACGGCCCUCUCGGCGCAUGACCCUGCCCCCGUCAUGUCUGCUAGGGUUGCAGAUGUCAAGAAUCGCAAGGAACGAAAGAAGCGAUCGAAGAAGCCGGUGACGAGCAUCAUCUCUUUUGAUGACGAUGAUGCGGAGGAGCGGGAGAGGAGGGGAGAGACACAGCUGGAGGAGUGGAGCGGCCGGCAUGACGAUCCGCCUGAGGUCCCUGCUGCGGCGUCCCACACGCGAUUCAGUCCGGAUUCGGCCUUUGACCCGGCUCCCUGGCACCAUGGGGAGGCGGUGGAGAACGGCGUCACUGACAGGAAGCCGAUGGCCGACGAGGACGAAGAGGAGGAGGACGAUGAUGACAACGCGGACGAGGUCUAUGGGAAGUCGCAGCCGGCCCGGAACGGUGAUGGCCACGCAAAACUCGACGGGGCCUACAAGCCCCUGCCGGAGUCGCCCGUUGGCUGGAGUGCCCUCCAGGUGUUCAAUGACAAUGACAGCGGGGAGCUGCUCUUCCCACUGCAAGCAGAUUCUCCCACGGACGCUGCCGCCCUCCCCAUGCAGCUGGCACAAAUGGGCUCACUGCUGCAGCACAGGGUGGAGCCCCCUCCCCCAUGCCAAGGGAAGAGUGUCAGCCCUCCCUCGGCUUCCUCACCUCUCUCGGACUCCAUGAGCAUCGGUGAACUGCGGCAGGCAUUGGUGGCGAUGAUGAACAGGAAGGAUGAGCUGGAGGAGCAGUGCAGAUCUCUGCGGGCACUGCUCGAGAGCGAGAUGGAGCACGCUGCAUCGCUGCGACGCGAGGCCGAGGAGGGGCAGCGCCGUGCCGAGGAGAGCGAGGAGCGCCACUCUGCGCGCCUGCAGGCUCUCGCCAGGGAAAACGAGGUGCUAAAGGUGCAGUUGAAGAAGUACGUGGGUGCCGUGCAGAUGCUGAGACGUGAAGCCGGGCACACGGGCACCGGAGCAACCCUGCGGCUGGGGGAGGCAGACCCCUCGCCCCUGCCGGAGCCCCGCCCGCUGGUGGACACGGAGGAGCUGGCCAGCACCUACGAACGCAAGCUCAUAGAGGUGGCAGAGAUGCAUGGGGAGCUGAUGGAGUUUAACGAGCGUCUGCACCGCAGCCUCAUGGGGAAGGACGCGCUCAUCCGCCAGAUGAGGCAGGAGCUGGUGGAGCUGCGUGGGCCCCUUCCCGGUGACCUCAGCCAAUCAUCCGAAGACCCCAGCCUCUCGGACUUUGACAGUGCGACCAACUACCGCGCUCUGCUCAACGUCUGGAUCCCUUCGGUGUUUCUACGCAAAAAGGCGACAGACACACACCACGUGUACCAGGUGUACGUGCGUGUGCGGGACGAGGAAUGGAACGUGUACCGGCGCUACAGCGCGUUCCGCUCACUGCACCACUCGUUGCGCAAGCAGCACCCACUCGUCGACUCCUUCAAGCUGCCGCCCAAGAAGGCCCUCGGCAACAAGGACUCGCGCUUCGUGGAGGGCCGCAGGAGGCAGCUGCAGGACUACCUGCGCCUGGUGGUCAACAAGGUGGUGCAGGCCAACAGCAACUUCACCGCUGAGCCCAGCAAGAGCACGCUCACUGGCCUGCACCCCUUCUUCCUGGACGCGGAGCCGAGCGAGAAACGGACAGGGCGCUCUCGCCUCCGGGGCCCGGCCCAGCCCAGUCGGCAGCACAACACCCAGCGCAACCCAGAGCCCCAAAGCGGCGACCUCUGACCCCCUGCCUACACCCUGCACGGCGGGGGUAGGGGGGGAUGGUGUGGGACGAGGGCAAGGCCACCGUGCAUGGUCAGAGAGGAGUGUAGCUGGAGGAGGAGCCCCGCUUGCGAACUCUCUGAAACUAUUCACGCAGACCCCACCGGCACCAUCCCCGCGUUCACCAUGAGGCCGAGGCACCGCCGGCACCUACCGAGAUUCGCUGUGUGCCGGGGGUCCCGUCGGCAAAGUGGUGUACCGGCGGACGAGGCGCGGGGACGAGCUGCCCCCCUCGCACCGGCAAUGCCGCGGCGGACCCGACGGGAGGGCAGUCGCUCUCUCACGAGCGUGGGCGUUUGUAGAAGCACGCGCUAGUGAGGUAGCGGGACGGCGUCGUGUCCGCGUGCCUCGUGCUCGCGCCGUCCCACACAGCGUGGCCUGGUGGCGUGGGUCACCGGGGUUCACGACCUCCGAGCCAGGCCAAUGGAGACUUCAGCCAGAGCGCGACGUUUCAAAUCAAAGGGGCCGGCGACCGCGCGGCGACCGUCGCUGUUCCUGCUGUGCGUUUCUAAUUGAGUAAUUUUCAGGUAUUUUUUUGCAGAAUUGGAAUGAUUUGACGAAUACUUUACAUUGUGUGUGUUUAGCUGUGGAAGGAGGAAACCAGAGAACCCAGAGUGAACCCACGCAAAAUAGGGGGAGAACAUACGAACUCCUAUCAGAUGGGUGCUCAAGUCGGGAAUGGAACCCAGGCCCUUAUUCCUGCGAGGCACGAGCGCUAACACUGGGCUGCCACCCUGCCGCUCACAAACUUCCACGAUAUAUAUUUACCGGGGCGUUCGCCGACUCCUCAGCUGUUGGGCGCCACUGCCACCUCGGCAUGGGUCGCGCGGUCCGGCGCCUGCACCCAACCUCUGCGGUGGCGUCGGCAGCAGUAGCAGAUUGUAACGUUUAGCGGCCAAUUAAAACCUAAUUUCCUUAAGCUCCCCAGAGGGGUUGUUCCCAGACUAAUGCUGCCGCUGCCUUCGUGUUUCCAUCGGUGCUGAAUUAUGAAAUGUCUUAUCCCCCACCGCACACGGGUUGGUUAUCUUGCUGUCGGCUGGCCGUCGGUGUUUUUCAUUCGCUGUGCAGCACGGCACGGCUGGCUGGAGAGCUGGAGAGGGUGGCGCGACACAGACCGACAGCGCAGCAGGGAUCUGGGAUGGCUGUGGGAUAGAGUAGCGGCGGCCGCAUCUCGAUGGCUCGAUAGAUUUGUUGUUGACUUUUUUAAAUUAUAAGACAAAGUAAUACAUGAUUUAUCUAGAUUUCAAUGGAAUCUUAACUCACAGUAACAUGUCCUUUGCCUUGCGCAUGCGGGAAUUUAUAAUCACGAUUUAUUAAGAUUAUACGCUGUUUACAUAAUUUACGAUAGUGGAUCGAACAAAACUGUAAAAACAAGAAUUGAGAAUGGAAUUGUGGGAAUUAAUCAAAUUGCUUGUUUGGGGGGCAGGGAUCCGUUUGAGGCCUCUCGGUGAUGUUUUGUCUGAAGUUUGUCCGUCUCAGUUGCGAGCGGCAGUCUCUGUGGCAGCCCGGCCCUCGGACGUUUUCGAGCGUCUUCGUUGAAGCACUUAACCCCGCGAGCACCGAGCGGGCUGGAGCUGCGGUGCUCGGUGGCUCCUGGGUGCGGCGUCCGUCUGACCCCCCCCCCCCCCCCCCGCCGCUCGCUUGGCUGCCUUUGGCCGCGCGGUAAUUGUUGAGAAUGGACAGAGCGCGUGAGAUGUCUCAGUUCACGAGACGGGCUGAGUGAGCCAGCAAGGCUGGAGUGAGUGCACCUCUCGGCAUGAGCUCGUGCGAGUCACGUGCGAGUCACGUGCAGGCGGUGUGCUUGUUGACUAUGGGAAUGUACGUGAUGUGCGUGGUGUGUGUCGGCACGUGUUUCUGUAACUGCAUGCAGACAAAUCAAACCCGUUCAGGACUGUUUCAUUCCUCGACACGUUGCCCAGCAGCAAAACCUCACGGCUGCCCUUGGUUUACUUUCUUUUUAGUUAGUACCAAAGUCUCCGGUUUUCUCCCAUGGCUGCUGAACCGCAGAGUUCAUCCUCUCUGCUCUCUGUGCUCGAGACAGGGCUGUUGUGUCUCUGUGCUGUGUGCGAUUUCAGGAUACGAGGCUUGAGCAAAGUAUCCCGCGUGGGCUCCAGCAAGGUGAGGGUGAAUUUGGGAAAGUGGCCAUGGGAGGAAAUUGAGGCCCCGACCUUUGCAGUGCCGCACGGGCCAGUGGCACGUGGCGGACAGUCGCUCGCGUUUGCUCUCCUGUUCAAGCAGAUGAACUGGAUGAGCGAAUACUCGUUUUCCAAAUAUCCGUGCGUUCUCUGGAUUAUGAGUGAAGUUGACCUAGUCAUCUGUGAUGCCCUCUAGGUCACCUGGGCCUGAAAUGAGCAGCUGAUGUUGCAAAUAUUGCUGGGGUAGACCAGGGGAGUUUUGGCCGUUGGCACCGUCGCCAAGGGAGCUGGAGCUUCCGCAGAUCUCUGAGGAGCGUCCGUCACGAUGCUUAAUUAACGCUGCUCACCCGAUGUCAGCCGAGGCAGCAGAACUGAUUGAAGGCGACACGCCGCGGCUGGGGUGUCGCCUUGCUUCGCGAUCGCGGGAAAUAAUUUAGCCCCACAACUCUGGUCGAGGGCGGCGGGCGACUCGCUUUAUCAAACACUGCGGAUUAUAUCAACUCCGUUUAUUAUUUUGUUUCACAAUGGAAAGUGCACUUUUUUUACAGCUCAGUAUUUGGGUUUAUCCGUGCACGUGGUGACGACGAUGACGAGGUGCAUCACGUCUUGACGAGGUGCAUCACGUCUUGACGGGGCUCACUGAGCGCCAACCUUGUGCCAUGGACCAAGUGUCUUUGUGCGUCGCCAACGUGGGUGGCAUUCGCCUGGCCUCCUGCUGGGCAGUCCGUGCCGGCUGUGCCACAGACGUGGCUCUUUGUGGUGGUGGUGGUAGCUGGCGCGAAGGCUCGCUCGCUCACAGCGCAGGCUGUGGUGAUUGGGCCCGAGGAUGAUCUAGCGCGGUGUACAGAGGAUUCAAUAUGUACGCAGUCUUACGUGUUCACAUUAAUAAUGACAAUAAAAUUGUUUAUUAAAAGGA
Lethenteron reissneri (Far Eastern brook lamprey) is the source of this 6044-nucleotide messenger RNA. It is a transcript of the gene SNX29, whose product is annotated as sorting nexin 29. Gene Ontology annotation, molecular function: phosphatidylinositol binding. The record is from RefSeq and is a predicted model, not a curated record. Lineage: Eukaryota; Metazoa; Chordata; Hyperoartia; Petromyzontiformes; Petromyzontidae.